This is a messenger RNA of Dicrocoelium dendriticum, 363 nucleotides long. Lineage: Eukaryota; Metazoa; Platyhelminthes; Trematoda; Plagiorchiida; Dicrocoeliidae. The record is from the annotation of a GenBank genome assembly.
AUGGCGGGCGCGCCGGCACUAGAUGAGACGCAGAGACCCCUGGCUCAGCUGCGAAACGGCACGUGUGCCAGGGCCGAGGUGAUCCCGCCUGAAGUAUUGCAACGCGGUGGACCCGCGUUCGUGCUUACGCUGCACCACAUGAUGCAACGCAUAUGGAUUGAGGAGCAGGUGCCUCCUGAGCUGAAGGAUGCUUUGGUGCUACCACGGUACAAAGGCAAAGGUAGCAGGCGAUGGUGCACGCAUUAUCGUGGCAUCAACUUGCUGUGUUGUGGGGGCAAGGCAAAUGCCCGAGUCCUGCUCAAUCGCCUCGUCAGUCAGGUUGUGGAACAUAACGUGGCGGAAGAGCAGUGUGGAACCCGUUGA